UGCGUUACUGACUGACAGCCAAAGAAAAAGCAGCACCUUAUCUGUUCGCUGAUAUGCAAAUAUUUUCAAGGCUCAGCAUGCCUCCGUCAGCAGGAGGAAACGGGAAGAAUUUAUUUUUCUAAGAGGGAGGUGCCACAAAGUCUGAAGCGUGUCAAAGUUACUGUACCUCCAAACAUUAUUGGGACUUGUGAGGGACUUCUGCGGACAAACAGGACACGAGGAGACAGACACGAGCAGUGAAGUCAGUCCAUGAGUAUCCCACAUCGUCUAUGCUGCUGAAAAGAGGCCCAGAUGCUCCAGGAUGGAUCAGGCACUUCCCAGCCAGAGCCCAGCGUCAGACCUGCUGGAAGCAGACAGCGAGGAGCUGCAGCUCAGAGUGGACUUCUUCAGGAAGCUGGGUUACUCCUCAGCAGAGGUUAAGGCUGCUCUGAGGAAGCUUGGCCUCAACACAGACACUAACUCGGUGCUGGGGGAGCUGGUUCGGAGCAGGACUGGCACUGCACCCUGCUCUGACAGCGAUGACAGGAACCAAAAGGACCCUCUGCUGCCCCCCAGUUGGGCUAUUGGACCCUACCGAAUCACACAAAAACCAGUGGAGCAGAGGAAUUCAGAUGCAGAAUUGAGACCUAUUGUUAUUGACGGCAGCAAUGUUGCUAUGAGUCAUGGGAACAAGGAAGUGUUUUCAUGUCGUGGCAUCCAGCUCGCAGUGAACUUCUUCCUGGACAGAGGUCAUAAUACCAUUACUGUGUUUGUCCCAACUUGGCGCAAAGAGCAGCCCAGACCUGAUGCCCCAAUAACAGAUCAACACGUCUUGACGGAGCUUGAAAAAAUGAAAAUAGUGGUCUUCACUCCAUCGCGCCGUGUCGGUGGUAAGCGGGUGGUUUGCUACGACGACCGCUUUAUCGUCAAGGUGGCAUAUGAGUCGGAUGGAGUGAUCGUAUCCAAUGACACCUACCGUGACCUCCAAGGAGAACGACCUGAGUGGAAGAAAUGCAUCGAGGAGAGGCUUCUCAUGUUCUCCUUUGUGAAUGACAAGUUCAUGCCCCCGGAUGACCCUCUGGGUCGUCAUGGCCCGAGUCUUGACAACUUCCUUCGGAAAAAGCCUCUCCCUACAGAGCAAAAGAGACAGCUCUGUCCUUAUGACAAAAAGUGCACUUACGGCCUCAAAUGUAAGUUCUACCAUCCAGAGCGAUCGAACCAGUCCUACCUUUCCUUGGCGGAUGAACUGAGAGAAAAAGCCCAGAUUUCUACUGUAAAAGAAGAAAGAAAUGCCAGAUUAUCACCCAGACAGCAUCAGACCGAUCCUGCUCAUAAUGCCUUUUCCUAUCCUAUAGACUCUACCAAAGAGCACACAAGAGACAGGCAAAGUCCUUCACAUCCCAGUCAGGUUUAUGAAAAUACACUGCUGUACAGGGAGGAUCAGAGAAAAAGUCCUAAUCAAAUGCCCUGUUCUGUAAGCCAGUGUAAUACCGAGUGGCCUGGGAUGCACUCCAUGCCCAGUCAUUACUAUGCCAACAUCUCUCACGAGUACCUUGAUUCUGGCCUUGGGUCUUAUGAGAGUCAGUACUCUGACUAUUCGCAUUGCCUCAGCAACCCCAACAGGCCCAGGCCCCAGCAGUUAAGUGCCGUCGCCGGACCCAGACAGGCCCCAGUGCAUUUAGAGAACAAAAACACCAGCCAGUCUUGCAGGUGCUGUUCCCAUGUAGGGCCCUCAACAGUUUACCAGCAGUCUCAUGGAAACCCAGACUGCAAGGGUCAUUCCCCAUAUGACAGCUACCCUCCUCACAUGUUCCCGCCUGGUGUGCCUCCCCAAAACAGUCAUCUCCAUUACGGUGGAGCCCCGCAUCAUCAGCAAAGUUACUGGUCGGAUCCAUUUCAGGGGCUGCCCCAAGCCAGGACUCCGUGUAGUGUCCCCUCUUCAGCCCACUCCUCACACACCAACAGCAACUCUUACCAAGGCCAGCAGUACCACUCUUGGGGCCCACAGCAAGGAUCCCCUGUUGCGUUUGACCCACAAAAAAGGAUGGAUCUCCGCAAGAAACUGCAAGCCAUCUUCAACCCCAGUCAGGUGGAUACCGUCAUGGAAAUGUAUCCACAUGUGACGAAUGCAGAGAAACUGGCUGCAGAGAUCCUGAACCUGAAGGCUCAGAGAGUGAUAUUCUGAUAAUCCUCUGAUGAUUUACUUCCAUUGCUUCCUUUUAAGUCAGAACUACCAUCACACUUGUGUUGACUAACAUAGCAAACAAGGAUUAAAUUGGAAAGCUUAAUUGCGUCUACAGAUGAGUGAUCGUGAUCAUGAUAAGGCAAUUUGAAUAUGUUUAAUUCUGUCUCUAAGUUGCCAAUGCAGAACUGCAAAUGUGACUUCCUAUUUAUGAACAGUUAAGACAUCUGUGCUAUGUAUGUGUAUGACAUCAUAGUCAAAUGUGACCUUGUGAUCCAAUGAUUUGGAUGAAAUGUGCUUCUUUAACAAAAAAUGUAAGCCUAGUGUUUCUAGAGUUUUGACUGUUGAUGCAUAUUGUGUCAAAUGUUAUAUAUUUUAUUCCAUUUCCCAUAAUAAGUUCUCAUGCAACAACAAAUGGCUGUGUAAAGUUUAAUGUUUGUAUUUGUAUUUCACUGUAGUUCUCCAGAGAAAUGGGUUUUUCUAUAUUAUCUCUGAGAAGUAGGUUUGAGAAUUCAGCUGGUGUCAAUCGAGUUGGAGAUCCACCCUCACAAAUGUUAAGGAACAAGGAAGCUGAUAAUUAUUUUAUACAAGCAAAAGUAAUUUGCUUGUGUGUCAUCACUCUUUCCUGUAAAUCUGCAUCAGUUUCAUGAAACACUCCCGGAACAAGUGUUGUGUAAAUGUGUACUGUUCGAUACAUUUACAGUAAGCAUGUCUAAAUAAAAAAGAUUCUAAAUAAAAAUGA
Messenger RNA from Eleginops maclovinus (Patagonian blennie), 2903 nucleotides. RefSeq names its product endoribonuclease ZC3H12A (gene zc3h12aa). NCBI's taxonomy places the organism in Eukaryota, Metazoa, Chordata, Actinopteri, Perciformes, Eleginopidae. The coding region runs from base 302 to 2164 and encodes 620 amino acids. Gene Ontology annotation, biological process: 3'-UTR-mediated mRNA destabilization. The transcript is spliced from 6 exons. Gene Ontology annotation, molecular function: RNA endonuclease activity; metal ion binding; mRNA binding. The record is from RefSeq and is a predicted model, not a curated record. Gene Ontology annotation, cellular component: nucleus; cytoplasmic ribonucleoprotein granule.